AUGUACAUACUGGUCAGGUAUCAUCUCCUCCCUCCGUCUCUUGUUCUGCUUACUCUGCUACUUGCCAGCACCAUGGGCUGUAUCCAGAGCAUCGCCUGCAAGCCGCGCAUUAGAAGGGAGAACAUUGUAGUCUACGAGGUAUCGGCCUCCAUUGACCAGUGCCCAACGGUGAUAGAGGAGAAUUCGCCUAUAGUGCUGCGGUAUAAGACACCAUAUUUCAGGGCCUCCGCCGGGAUCGUAAUGCCUCCGGUGCCCCGCAAUGAAACCUGGGUGGUGGGUUGGAUCCAGGCUUGUACUCAAAUGGAGUUCUACAAUACUUAUGGUGACAUUGGCAUGUCUAGCUGGGAGUUACCGGAGCUCCGUGAGGGCCGGGUCAAGGCCAUCAGCGACUCGGACGGGGUCAGCUACCCCUGGUACGGCAACACCACCGAGACAGUCACCCUCACGGGCCCCACGUCCAAGCCGUCGCGCCUCACGGUCAGCAUGAACGACAACUUCUACCCCAGUGUGACCUGGGCCGUGCCCAUCAGCAACAGCAACACAGCCAUGCUGUCACACAUCACCCGAGACCAGAGCUUCAUCACCUGGCUGGUUGCCAUCAACUCUGUCACCAAGGAGCGCAUUGUGCUGCAGACGGUGCGGUGGCGGAUGCGGGUGGACAUCGCCGUGGACCCUGACAUGCCCCUUGGCUCCCGGGCCUCCCUAGUGGGCCGUUCUCACCAGGAGCAGCCCCACAUCCUCAACUAUCAGGAGCCAAUCCUCUCCAAUGCCCUGGGACGACCCAAUGCCAACGACGCCCAAGUGCUGAUGUGGAGGCCCCGCAGAGGGGCGCCCCUAGUGGUCAUACCACCCAAAUAAGGUCCAAAAGACUGAGAAAGAGAGAUGUGAUUGGUUCAUGGUAAUGAGGAAGUGUGGACCAUCGCAAAGCAGGGAAAUUAUGAGUUAUCUUGCCAAGAUGUCAGCUCUUCACUCACACCUACUACUUGUCAGGGUUCAAUGGAUGAUAAGAAAUUGUGAAAAAGUGUAGGUAUUUUCUCUGGACUGGACUGCAUUGGAAUUGGCACAGCGGAAAUAUACAGAGCUAGACUGGUUUCAGGUGCAGGCUCAACACUGCAUCAGCGUUUGAUUAAGUAGGACUGUUUUUGGACAGCCACAGUCCUGAAUUAGAGUUGUAUCCAUUUUACAGAAAGGGACAGAGCUAUCGAAGUUUCAUUGAGGUGCACUGAACACAGAACUGCAUCCUACUCUAGAUCUUAUUGCAUGAGAAAGAAAACGGUCUUUGACUGGAAUAAGAAUACCAUUUUAUAUAAGCUCAUCACAUUAAGGAUAUUGAAUGGAACUUCUUACAUUGGCCAUGAAAUCCUGCAAGCUGGAAAAUCUCCUCAGUGCCAAUUAUGGAUAUAACAGCCUUUACCGCUCAUACAACAUUUAAGAACACAUCAUUAGAUUUAAUUAUGAGUCAAAUCAUAUUAUAUAAAUCUUCUGUUAGUUUAAGAUCAACUCACAUCAAUCAGAUUGUAUUAAGAACACCGACUUGGCAUAAAGUUCUACAAAGAAA
Salvelinus fontinalis (brook trout) is the source of this 1558-nucleotide messenger RNA. Its product is annotated as protein FAM78B-like. Lineage: Eukaryota; Metazoa; Chordata; Actinopteri; Salmoniformes; Salmonidae. The record is from RefSeq and is a predicted model, not a curated record. The transcript has 3 exons. Bases 1 to 858 code for a protein of 285 amino acids.